Molecule: messenger RNA, 1641 nt
Organism: Trypanosoma conorhini
Lineage: Eukaryota; Euglenozoa; Kinetoplastea; Trypanosomatida; Trypanosomatidae
Exons: 1
Coding region: 1-1641 (546 amino acids)
Source: RefSeq, a predicted model, not a curated record
AUGCUCCACCGUUCGUCCUGGCAGGGGAGGCUGCAUGCGGGAAGCGCGGCGAGUGAGGAACGCGGCGCCUCGGAGGAGCGGGAGCGCGCCUUGCAACGGCUCCCUGCCUCUGUUCAGGCGAUGCUGCUGCGGGCCAACCUCAAGCUAACCGAGAGAGAGAUGCAGAGUAUUUCUUGCGCGACGGCGGAUCAGCGUUGUGAGGCGCUUCGCAUGAUCUUCGAGGGUCAGUCCGCGCAGGAUGCGGUGUUUUUUCUGCUUAACCUGAGCUGCCGCAGCACAUCCUCAGCGACGGCGAAGGCGGUUGCGAAUCCCGCUGCAAGAGCAGCCAUAAUGGGGGUGACGGGCGCUUCUCAGGCAGUCGCGCCCCUUCCCAGCCACUCCGCCUUGGAAACUCCACCCUCACCAGAUCCCGAGCCCUUCCCGCGUGAAAGGCUGCCGACAGCGCAAGCCCUUCCUCCGCCGUCGCUGCGUUCUACGGUCAUGAACUACGGCUGCAGCACUGAGGAUGAAGAGGAUAGGCGCAGCUCGUCAUCCUCGAGCGUGCCUUCACCGCACCCGCGGCCCCAGAAGGCGCCCUCACGAGCGCUGAGUGAAAUUAGAGUUAACACCGCCGCUCUUCCAGCAGCAAUGAAUGUGGCGAAAGUGGUUUCAAAUCAGUCGCAAGUAACAGUUACGAAGGGCCCGGAUCCUUGCGUGGUAGGGUGCCCUCAGCGAGUUCUCAAGGGAACUCCAGCGGGAAACGCUAACAAGGCGGCAGAGGAGAGUAGCAGGCCAGCUUUCCUACCAGUGUCCACAUGUUUAACUUCAACGGCUUGUUCGGCAUGGAAUGAGCGCUACCAGACAUUCAUUGUGCAUCCCAAUCAGUUGAAGCGACUUGAGGAGUUGAAGAAGCAUAUGACGCCCCCGACAGUUAUACAUCCUCGCAAUGGCGGAGCCUUUCACCGCUUAAAGACAGAUAUGUGUCGUCCAUUCGCACUUCCAUGCACCACCUUGACGACGGCACCGCCCGCCCCUCUAUGGGUAUUCCAUCAGAAGCGCGCUGCUGAUCCAGGAAGAGGCGCUGCACCUAUUACGCCGCGAACGCGCAGCGCAUAUCACCACACAGUCGAUGAGGAAGAUUUCUCUUCGGCCCCAUGUGUACCGCCACUGACGAAUCUGAAGAGCAUAACGAGGAAAGAAGGGGUCUUCGUUCGUUUGUACACCAAUUCCUCCGUGCGAGGAACUCCCAGAGCAGCCACGGCACGUGGGGGAACGUCUACGGCGUUUGCAAAUGAGCGAACUAGAACGCCGCGUAGUGCCACAGCUCGGCGCAGUUCGUCUAGCUACAGGUGGCGGGCCGCGGUACAAGACGGAGAUGGUAUGGGCACGCGUCCGACGUGGUGGCCACCAGGCCGGUCUACAACGCCUCAUGCCUACUGCCGCCACACAACACCCGUAGGGGUGAUUUCCGCACGAGGCCACGGUGGCGGACUCACGAGUGCGGCUGCCUCGUGGAAAAAACCACCGAAGACGACUGCUUCGUCUCGUGAAGGUGCUGUACAGCCGCUACGGCGAAAUGCCACUGCAAUGGACACUCAGCCUAGAUUUGUUCGAACCUCAACAUGGAGUAGCCGCCGCGACCCGCACGGCGUGUAUCAUUGA